Pocillopora damicornis (cauliflower coral) is the source of this 1589-nucleotide messenger RNA. Its product is annotated as phosphoglycolate phosphatase. Gene Ontology annotation, molecular function: phosphatase activity. The record is from RefSeq and is a predicted model, not a curated record. NCBI's taxonomy places the organism in Eukaryota, Metazoa, Cnidaria, Anthozoa, Scleractinia, Pocilloporidae. Gene Ontology annotation, cellular component: cytoplasm.
UACCAGCGGCCAUCCUCCAAAGAGACAAAAUGGCAAAGAUGACUUGCAAAAGUUGUCAACUUCUGGAGGGAACCGGUGCCAGAAAUUUUAUAGCCUCGAUAGACACUUUUAUCUUUGAUUGUGAUGGGGUCCUUUGGAAUGAAGCUGGCCCCCUAGAUGGAGUGGUGGAAGUUUUGCAUGAGCUUCGAAGAUUGGGUAAAAGGGUUUUUUUUGCUACUAAUAAUAGCUCCAAGUCAAGAAUGGCAUAUCUCAAGAAAUUUGAGAAAUUUGGAAUUGUAGCUUAUGAGGAAGAAAUCUAUGGAACAGCAUAUGCUGUUGCAUAUUAUUUAAAGGAGAUUCUGAAGUUUGAAAAAAAAGUUUUUACAAUUGGCACAACAGGGAUGGUGGAGGAACUUGAUGCCAUGAAUAUUCAACAUACUGGUUCUGGUCCUGAUCAGUCAACUGGUGGCUAUAAUCUACAAGAGUGGGCUUCAUUUGAGUUGGACCCUGAGGUUGGAGCUGUUAUCUGUGGAUUUGAUGAGCACUUCAGUUUCCACAAGCUCAUCAAAGCAGCCAGUUACCUUGCCAAAGAUUCCUGUUUGUUCAUUGCCACAAAUCUAGAUGACAGGUUUCCAUUCAACCAGAAUGGUGUGGUUAUUCCAGGGACAGGUUGCUUGGUGAUUUCUGUGGAAGCAGCAGCUAGAAGGAAAGCUAAAGUGAUAGGGAAACCAGAGAGAGUCAUGUUUGAGUGUAUUCAAUCACGGCAUGCUAUUGACCCUUCAAAGACUUGUAUGAUAGGAGACAGGGUCAAACAGGCAAUUCACACAAGACUUCACCAUAACAACAUCAACAGGGAUAGUGAAAUAGAAAUUCCAGAAGCGUGGAUGCCCACGAUCAAAAAGCACAACAACAGGAGAGCCAUGCAACAGGGAACCACCGAGGGAGCAAAUCACAGAUCAGCAAGGAUUGAAAUGCACCAAUCAGAGCUGUAGAAAAACAACUAAUCACAGCAUAGCAUCAUGCUUUAUAAGAUCACGCAUGACCAGUUGACCUCAUCGCCUGAAGACUAGCAGUAUGCAGUCAAAACGUCACAAUCUACAUCACACAUGACUACAUUGUGAGACAAAUGAAAAACUUAGCUUUUAUAACCUAGGAAACAUAUGAACCAUAACUAAUUGAUACCUCCACAAGUUGUAGCUGCAAAGCCAACCUGGACAUUUUCUCUAUCAAAGACAACAUAAAAUCCCUCCAUGAUUACUGCACCUAUCACUGUUCCUGAAAUGACAUAAGUAAACAAGCAAACAAACAAUGUGUAACAACAACUGAUUGAUGAACAUAGUUAUAAAUAACCAAAAUGAUAAAGAAAACUACCUAAAACUGUUAUUUACCUUUGUCAGCUUUAGUUAUAGCAAACUUAUAACAGUGUUGUCCAGGAAGAGGACCACGUUCGAUUGUCUCUCUUAGAUAAAGCUGUAAAAAAAACAGUUUAGUAGGUAAGUGUUGUAAAAUGUAAGAAAGAUCAUCAUCACUUAUGAUAACAUAAAAAGUCAAAAACUAUACCACUGAAAAAAAGGAGACCUGUGGUUUAGGAGCUGGCUCUGAUUACCAGG